CUUGGGUGGGCAGACUUAUCAACAGACUAAUUCUAUAAACAAAUGAAGGAAUAACCAAGCACUCCAUUGGCUGGUAGGAAAGGGACACGCGGAGAGAGAGCAGUGGGUUUCUGCAAUGAAAAUUUAAUUAAUGUGGGUGGGCUGAGAACACAACGAGUGUUUAUCAUAGACAAUUUAUUUUCCAGCGCAAAGUCAACAUAAAAUAGCAAACUUACAACAAUUAUUUAACAUUUUUAGGCUGAUGAGGCAGAUAGGCAGCGAGAGCCCGUGAGACGCCGCAGAGAGCAGACGGGGAGUCCGGUCGGGUCCCGCUUUGCUGCGGAUUCAACGCAACUUUGGUAGUUAGAUCUGAAGCGAAAGAGGAUUUUGCAAGUAUGAGCCUUUACGGCAGUCGACUCCAAUCGCUCGGGAUGCCGCCCUCGGCUUUGAAUCUUUCCAGCUCUUCUCUUAUAUACGUCUACAGCGGUGACAGUAGCGGCAUUGUGCCGGCCUUGGGGUUCGCUUCGGCUCGGCAGGAGCCCCCGCAGAAGCCGCCCUACAGCUACAUUGCCCUCAUCGCCAUGGCCAUUAAAAGUGCUCCGGAGCAGCGCGCCACGUUGAGCGGGAUUUAUCAGUUCAUCAUGGAGCGAUUCCCUUUCUACCAUGACAACAAGCAGGGCUGGCAGAACUCGAUUCGGCACAAUCUGUCGCUAAACGACUGCUUUAUAAAAGUACCGCGGGAAAAGGGCAGACCCGGUAAAGGUAGUUACUGGACACUUGAUGCCAAGUGUCUGGACAUGUUCGAAAACGGGAACUACAGGCGCAGGAAGAGAAAGACCAAGAACCAGGAGUCCCCCGAAAAUAAAUCGUUCCACAAAAGGAACGGAUCGCUUGUCCCUCCUCCUUGUUCCAGACCCCCCGCAAGCGUUCAGGUAGAAAUGGUAGAGAAGGAAACCAUCGAAACGGGGGGAGAAGGCGCUGGGAAGCAUCUACAGCUGAAGCUGGAGAAUGAACAGGAUGAUUCGGAUGGAAAGCAUGCAAUGCCCACGAAUCCCUCAACCCCAAUUUCCACUCAGGACUGGUAUAAGGCGUCGGAGGGGGACAGUGGAUUAAGCUUUGACUCAGCAGAGAAUGGUGGCAGCGUUUCAUGGGUAGAUAUGCAGCAUCAUAGAGGAGCCACCCCUAUCCAAAGCAAUGAGUCGGAAAACAGGUCGGCGCCCGAAGAGGCGCCACGGGCGAGAUCUCCCCUCCAAGUAGGUCAUUUGUCCACCCGUGCGUCCAGACCGAAAGGAGUGGAUCAAGUUAGCGGCACCCGAACUGCGCCAAAGUCCAAAGGUUUCAGCAUAGACAGCAUUCUGGCAAAAAAGGGGAAUCAAAACCAAAGCUUCCCGGAGGAGAGCUAUGCGCUCAACGCCUCGGUGAUGAUUGGAACCCGCGCCCCACAGUUGUAUCAGAUCGGAUUCCCCAUUUGCCCCUAUCUGUCGCUCACAUACCCAGAUAAAAUAUUCCAUUUCUAAUGAAGAGAUUUAGAAUAAUACUAGAGACUCCUUUAAUAUACCCUCAAAGGUCCUGUCUUACUGGUCCAAAAUAUGCAAAUAUACACACUUUUGGUAGGAGUGAAUACGUGUUUUUUUUCGUGUUGUACUAAUUGUUGUUUCAGAUUGUGACAAUGAGCGUUUCUGCAUAUAUGCUGUUUAAUUCACUAGAGGCCAGUUAUUGCGUCUUUCAAGUAAGGAACUUGGAGACGAAAUGAAUUAAGUCAAACCUUUUUCCAGUCCUAAGGACGCCAAGGCAGCUAGUUCGGCUGACCCGAUUUUUAUCGCUUUCUGGAUGUUUGUCUUUGUUGAGGUGUACCUGAGAAAUGUACCAACUGUUUUUAAAAACUCUGACACUGAAUUCUUAUGUUCUGCUUAACAUUUACAGCAGUAAAAAAAAAUAUAUAAUGAAACGCUUUGCGUUGCAAAAGCGUGAGGCCGAUGUAUUUCGUGAAGUAUGCAAUUGGGGACAGCGAAAUUCAUACCCAUGUAAAUCUUAAAAUGAAUGAUGACUAUCCGAGGCCAGUGCAUGUCCUGCACUCUGUGUGAUCACUGUAACCGCGAGCAGCACCUCGCCGUGAUAGUAAAUAAUUUUACAUUACAUUAUCUUUAAUCCUUGCAGCGUGCAGCUCCCUUUGUAAUUGUGAUGUCUGUUUCACCUUUAUGCUCGCAAAGCGGAUGCGGACUGCAGCCCACCGCUCUUGCUAUGACUGAGGGCAUCGCCGUGGAAAAUCUAGAUUUACCUUUUGAUGGGCUGGUACUGUGCAUCGAUGUUAACGUUUCGUAAAAAUUAAUAAAAUGUCUAUUUUUAUAUGCACAUUUGUCGCUUGAUUUAAUCAUAUUAGAU
Paramormyrops kingsleyae is the source of this 2361-nucleotide messenger RNA. It is a transcript of the gene foxl1, whose product is annotated as forkhead box L1. The record is from RefSeq and is a predicted model, not a curated record. NCBI's taxonomy places the organism in Eukaryota, Metazoa, Chordata, Actinopteri, Osteoglossiformes, Mormyridae. Gene Ontology annotation, molecular function: RNA polymerase II cis-regulatory region sequence-specific DNA binding; DNA-binding transcription factor activity, RNA polymerase II-specific. Gene Ontology annotation, biological process: regulation of transcription by RNA polymerase II; anatomical structure morphogenesis; cell differentiation.